AAACAAAUAGAUGAUAACUGGCGAUGAUGAGUCGUUAAAGCUGCCCUGUUGCUAGGGACUGCUGUUAUCCGUCGUACAGGGCAACUGCCGUCCUAGGAGAGAAAAAAAAAAGGUUCCUUUCGCUGCGUGCUAUCGUAAUUUCGUCUUGAUGAAGCCGUAUUUAACCCGCAGAAAAGAAAAAGAACAGUUGCUCACCCGCGCUUUUGCGGGGAUAAUGGCCAGGCGAUGGUUAUUCGGCGAUCGUAAAAAUCGUUUGUCGCUAUUCGUUCGUGUG
Messenger RNA from Pyricularia grisea, 274 nucleotides. RefSeq lists its product as uncharacterized. The annotation marks the transcript as partial. The transcript has 2 exons. The record is from RefSeq and is a predicted model, not a curated record. NCBI's taxonomy places the organism in Eukaryota, Fungi, Ascomycota, Sordariomycetes, Magnaporthales, Pyriculariaceae.